AUGUCGAAGUUGCAAUCGCAGGUUCCGGUUGAGGUGGUGCAAGAUGUGAGUAAUAAGAAUGAGGGGUUCGACGGGGUAAAUGCAUCUGGGAAUGAGAAUCCAGGCGCGGAGAGAAAGAAAGUGGUGGUUGUUGGGUUGGGGAUGGUGGGGAUUGCUUUUAUAGAGAAAUUGAUGAAAUUGGAUGCGAAGAAGAGGGAAUACGAUAUCGUGGUUAUAGGCGAAGAAUCACAUCUCGCAUACAAUCGAGUUGGUCUGACGAGUUUUUUUCAACAUCGGAUUGUGGAGAAUUUGUAUCUGAAUCCGAAGACUUGGUAUGCGGAUGUUCCGGCCGGGUCCCUCAAUUAUCAUAUCAAUACCAAGGUUGUGGAGAUUUGUCAUUCCAGCAAAAAAGUUACGUGUGCGUCGGGCGAAACGGUCGCGUAUGAUAUUCUUGUUUUGGCUACGGGAUCUGAUGCCCUUGUGCCGACGCAAACACCCGGGCAUGAUGCCAAAGGAGUUUUUGUGUAUCGAACUAUAGAGGAUUUGGAAAAUCUUAUCCGGUUUUCGGAUCAGAAAAAGGAUACACAUGGGCUUGUGGUGGGUGGAGGACUCUUGGGUCUCGAAGCUGCGAAAGCUAUGAUGGAUCUGGAGAAUUAUAAAAAAGUACAUUUGAUUGAGCGGAAUAAGUGGGUGUUGAGUCGACAGCUUGAUUCUGAUGCUGGAGGCUUGGUGGUGGAACAGGUGAGAGGAUUGGGUUUGGAUGUCAUGUUGUCCAAACGAGUUGGCAAGAUCGAGGUGACGGAGGAGAAUGAGGUGAAGGGUGUGGUGUUUGAAGAUGGAGAAGAGAUGGAAUGCUCGACCAUCUGUUUUGCCAUCGGUAUCAAGGCUCGCGACGAACUUGCCCGUCAAGCAGGCAUUAAAUGCGCGGAGCGCGGAGGAGGAAUCGUCGUCGGAGAUGAUUUGAGUACGAGUGUCAAAGACGUCUACGCGAUUGGCGAGUGUGCGAGUUGGAAGAAUCAAACCUUCGGAUUGAUUGCGCCGGGAAUCGAAAUGGCAGAUGUGUUGUCUUUCAACUUGACACAGGCAAAGAUACAUGCGUAUCGGAAAUUUAAGCGACCCGAUCUCAGCACGAAGUUGAAGUUGUUGGGAGUGGAGGUUGCCAGUUUUGGGGAUUUCUUCGCGGAUCGAGAUGGGCCUAAAAAUUUACCGAUCAGAGCGGCGAGGAAGGAUGAGGAUUCUUCGGGUUCUUCGAUACAGUUGACGACUGAACCUAGGCCGUCACCGGUUAAGGCACUUACGUACAAAGAUCCUUUCCAAGCUGUCUACAAGAAAUAUUUGUUCACCAUGGAUGGAAAAUACCUCUUGGGUGGUAUGAUGAUUGGAGACACGAAAGAUUAUGUCAAACUGGUGCCUAUGGUGAAGAAUCAAAAGAUGCUAGAUGUACCACCUAGUCAGUUUAUCCUCGGAGCCAGCAAGGAAGGUGAUGAAGGUGGAGACGACUUGGACGACGACACUCAAAUAUGCUCAUGUCACAAUGUCAGCAAAGGAGACGUCGUCCAUUCGGUCAAGCAAGGCACAUGCAAAAGCAUCGGAGACGUCAAAUCAUGCACCAAAGCCGGAACGGGAUGUGGUGGCUGCAUGCCCCUGGUAACCAGCAUCUUCAACAGUACGAUGAAGUCCAUGGGUCAAGAAGUCAAAAAUCACAUCUGUCCCCAUUUCAACUACUCACGCGCAGAUCUCUAUAACAUCAUUUCCGUCAAGGGUUUAAAGACCCUCGCGGAGGUAAUGCGAGAAGCGGGAAAUGAUCCCGAGAGUCAGGGGUGCGAAGCGUGUAAACCUUCGAUCGGAUCGAUCUUCAGCUCGCUCUACAACAAACACGUUAUUUCGCGUCCGCUGCAUGGGCUUCAGGAAACUAACGAUCGUUUCUUAGCGAACAUCCAACGAAAUGGUACGUUCUCUGUUGUGCCACGAGUAUCUGCGGGAGAAAUCACGCCGGAUAAGUUGAUCCUUAUAGGAAAUGUGGCGAAGAAAUAUAAUCUCUACACUAAGAUUACCGGCGGUCAGAGAAUCGAUAUGUUUGGAGCGAAGAAACAGGAUCUUCUGGCGAUCUGGAAGGAGCUGGUAGAAGGAGGUAUGGAAUCUGGGCAUGCGUAUGCGAAGAGUUUGCGGACGGUCAAAAGUUGUGUGGGAACUACUUGGUGUCGGUAUGGUAUUGGAGAUUCGGUGGGGAUGGCGGUUCGAUUGGAGGAGAGGUAUAAGAGUAUUCGAUCGCCGCAUAAGAUUAAGGGGGGUGUAAGUGGGUGUGUGAGGGAAUGUGCUGAGGCGCAGAAUAAAGAUUUCGGACUCAUAGCCACAGAAAAAGGUUUCAAUAUUUUCGUUGGCGGAAAUGGUGGCGCUACACCCCGUCACAGCGAGCUCCUAGCCAAAGAUGUCCCCCCAGACUCGGUUAUCUCGAUCCUAGACCGCUACCUCAUCUUAUACAUCCGCACAGCCGAUAAACUGCAACGUACAGCGCGAUGGCUGGAAGCUCUUCCCGGCGGGAUCAAAUAUCUCCGCGAAGUUAUCUUGGAAGAUAAGCUAGGUAUUUGUGCGAGUUUGGAAGCGCAGAUGGAGGAAUUAGUGGGGAGUUUCUUUGAUGAAUGGAAAGCUGCGAUUGAGGAUGAGGAAAUGAGAGAAAAGUUUAAUCAGUUUGAUAAUUGUGAUGAUCGGGUUGAGAAUAUGGAUGUGCAGGUUGAGCGGGGACAAACGAGACCGGUGGAUUGGACGAAGGAGAGCGCGAAGACGGAUUUCAGGAAUGUGAAGUGGACGAGUUUGAAUUGGGAGAGGGUGAUUAAGAAAGAUCAUUUUAAGGGCGCGGAUGAGGCGCCCAGUGGGAUUUCGGCAAGCGUGAAGAGGGGGGAUACGCAGUUGGCGGUUUGGAGAGUACAGGGGAGAUGGCUGGCAAGUCAGCAGAUGUGUCCGCAUAAGAGGGCGUUUGUUUUGAGUGAUGGGUUGAUUGGAGAUUCGGGUCAUGGCUCGGUUUCUAUUCCUGGGAGUGAGGGGAAGGAGGAGAAGAAUCUUUGGAUCUCGUGUCCGAAUCAUAAGAGGAAUUUUAAUUUGAAUGGAGAGGAUAAGGGGAGGUGUAAGAAUGAUGAGGAAGUUAGUAUAGCGAUUUUUGAGGCGGAGGAGAGAGAGAAUGGAUGGGUUUAUUUGAAGUUGCCCCCGGUUUAUGAGUUGGAUGGAGUGUUGGGAAUGGAGAGGUGGAGGGUUAGAGAAGGAGAGGCAGGCGAAAGACAGUUUAAAAAGUUGGAUGAGAAGAUUGGGUUUGCGAUGGAUGGGGGGAGAAUGAAGGGGAGAAAGCCGGCGGAAAAGAGAAGGGAAGUGAGAGUAGGGGGAGAGGGAGGCGGCAUUGAUUGGUAA
Botrytis deweyae is the source of this 3378-nucleotide messenger RNA. RefSeq lists its product as uncharacterized. Bases 1 to 3378 code for a protein of 1125 amino acids. NCBI's taxonomy places the organism in Eukaryota, Fungi, Ascomycota, Leotiomycetes, Helotiales, Sclerotiniaceae. The transcript is spliced from 4 exons. Gene Ontology annotation, molecular function: heme binding; nitrite reductase [NAD(P)H] activity; 2 iron, 2 sulfur cluster binding. The record is from RefSeq and is a predicted model, not a curated record.